AUGCCAGACAAGUACCAUUGCGACUGUGGAUUUGACCACGAUCAGGACAUCUACUACGGCUUCGAUUCUGACGACGACAUCACCGACGAUGACGAUGACGAUUACUCCGAGGACAACGACGACGAAUCUCACUUCAGCUCAGACUCUGAUUCAGAACCCGAUGAAGUCGACCUCACUCCUCGUUGCGCGCAGUGCCACAAGACCGCAGACCAGACCAAGGAACUUGUCCUCCGGCGAUGCAUCCAAUGCAAGUCUGCUCAUUACUGCACUCACAAAUGCCAAAAGACCCAUUGGAUCCACCACAAGGAGUACUGCGACAGCGUCUGGAAAAUGACCGAACUCCUCAAGAGUUCCAACUACCCUCUUGACCUGCAUGAUGAUCUCCAGGAGAACCUGGACCGGUUCAAGUUCGAGUGCAAGUCCUGGCCCGUCGUCAAGACUGGUCCCGGUGAACCCCCUGGUCCAACGCCCCCAGCGACUUCAAAGAUUCUCUAUAUGCGGUCCAUGGGCGACAAACCUCCAAAGCGCUCACGGCCUCCUAAGUCGACUGUCGCUGCCGCUGCUGCUACUCCCGCUAAACCAGUUACACCUCUUGCCAAAGUAGCCGCUGCCACAACCACAAAGACUGCUACUCCUGCAACUAAGGUUUCUGCUCCUGCUGCCAAAGCAGCUUCUCCUGCUGUCAAGACUGCAACCCCUGCUCCUGCCAAAGCAGCUGCUUCUACCACGACCAAGGCUACCACUACUUCAUCCGCCAAGUCGACCACCCCUACAAAACCAGUGAAACCUGUGACGACUGCGAUCAAGCCUGUUACUCCAAUUGCCAAAGCUACGGCGACUGCUGUCAAACUGACACCUCCAUCAAGCAAUGGCAACGUCAAGUUUACAACGCCAACAGCCGAGCCUAUCAAACUUGGGAAAGACGCUUCUGGAGCACCCGUCAUGACCAAUUCGUCAAAGUCGCCGUUGUUUGUCAAGGAACCGGGUCAGGAAGUCAUAUCGAAUGGACUAAAAAAGCAUAUCGACAAGCCAUACCACCGUCUCAGCAGCAAGACUUGGCUUCACGACCGGCCGGAAGAGGAUGUCUACAAGCUCUUGAUCGAUUGCUUCCGGAUGCGCCAGCACGACGAUUUCACGAUGGAGGGACUCAAGGACAAGGACGGUUUGUACGGAGGGGCGAACCACAGUCAGGCCGGGUUCAAACGGUUCUUGGUCAAGGCAGAAUCACGACAGGACCUAUUGCCGAAUUGGUGGUUCAUGGGCAAGGCUGCGGCCAAUUGUCUGCGCAUGGGUGGAGGAUUGGGUGCAACUGGCACGGAAUGGUCUUCCUUGGCUCGGAAGGUCAACAAGGCAGUUAUUAUUGAUCACUAUGCAAAUCCGGAGAUGCCGAUGCAGCUGCGGAUGCUGGGCGAGCAGAUUUAUCAGCGAGGACCUGGGGGACAGUCUGGCGCGCAGAUGAUCAAGCUGAAUAUGGAGAUGGAGACCGAGGGGAUGUAUGGUAUGACUAUCGACAUGACCCGCCUCACGCCCAAGUAA
Messenger RNA from Linnemannia hyalina, 1536 nucleotides. Lineage: Eukaryota; Fungi; Mortierellomycota; Mortierellomycetes; Mortierellales; Mortierellaceae. The record is from the annotation of a GenBank genome assembly.